AUGAAGUUAUACUUUGAUGCCGAAAGACAUCUCAAACACAACGAUGGCAACCUCCAAAAACGAAUAUUUGAUGACAAAAGGUUGACGAAUCCAAAACAUGUCUUUGCUUUAGUGUAUUCCACCAUAAAGUAUAAAGAUCACAUUGAGCAUGUAAUCAAGAAAUCAAGGAUCCAACGCGACUUGAAAAUCAAAAUAAGCGACGCCCUAUUGGCAUUGUUGGUACACGACUUGUUGUUUAGUAGUCGUGGAAGGAUCGAGAGUGGGAAGCACCCCAUAAAGGACGCUGUUCUAGCCCACAAGACCAGAUUGCAGGCGGAGUUCAUCAAGUUGAAGCUAAAGCACAAGGUAAAGUCAGUGGAGCAACUACCAACAAAGGAAAAUGACGACGAAACGCCAGUGAGGUGGUUUAGAAUCAAUACUGUAAAGAUUGAUCCAGAACGAUUCAAUCAAAAACACAAAUUCUUCUCCAAACUACAGCCAGUAAAUAGGUUUCAAGAGUUGACACAACCUGGACUUAUCUACCAAGAUGACCACAUUCCCAACCUUUUCGGAAUCCAUCCAAAGGAGAAACUCUCACAGACGGAGGCUUACAAAUUGGGUGAGGUGAUUAUACAAGACCGUGCGUCAUGUUUUCCAGCACAUAUUUUAAACCAUAAUAAAGAGCACAUCAAAAUAAUUGAUGCUUGUGCUGCACCUGGAAACAAAACUUCACAUGCUGCUUCAUAUUUACCUCAAGAUGAAAAUGCUGUAGUAUACGCAGUUGAAAGAGACGAGAAAAGAGUCAAGAUACUUCGUACAAUGAGUGAACGGGCCCUUGGGAAAAAUAAAAAGAAGUUAAUACAAGUAUUGCAUAAUGAUUUCACCAAAACCAACCCACAAGAUUUUGCUGAUAUCACGGGUCUCAUUGUUGAUCCUUCGUGCAGUGGAUCUGGUAUAUUUGGUAGAGCGUCAGACGAAGAAGAAAACAAUGAUCAAAGGCUUGAGAAGUUGGCCUCUUUUCAAGUGGUUAUUAUGAAACAUGCAUUGUCUUUUCCCAGUGCUAGCAAGGUUGUCUACUCCACUUGUUCAAUACAUGCUGAAGAGAAUGAGAGGGUGGUGAUUGAUUUGCUUUCUGAUCGGCAAGUGCAGAGUCAAGGCUGGAAAUUGGCUACCCGGGACGAAGUGCUUCCAAGUUGGGAGAGGCGAGGCAUUGAGUCGGAAUUCGUUGCGUUAUCUAGGGACCCUGAGAUUUGCAAACAGUUGGCAGGAGGUUGUGUUCGAUCUAACCCUAAAGAGGAUGGAGGUAUUGGGUUUUUUGCUGCUUGCUUUGUUAGAAAGAAGAACGAUGGUGCUGAAGAUUGUGAAGACGAAAAUGAAAAAGACGAUGAGGAUGGAGAUGGGGAUGAGUGGUCCGGGUUUGAUUGA
Lodderomyces theae is the source of this 1404-nucleotide messenger RNA. RefSeq names its product rRNA (cytosine-C5-)-methyltransferase. The transcript has a single exon. The coding region runs from base 1 to 1404 and encodes 467 amino acids. Gene Ontology annotation, molecular function: methyltransferase activity. The record is from RefSeq and is a predicted model, not a curated record. Gene Ontology annotation, biological process: rRNA base methylation. Gene Ontology annotation, cellular component: nucleolus. NCBI's taxonomy places the organism in Eukaryota, Fungi, Ascomycota, Pichiomycetes, Serinales, Debaryomycetaceae.